This is a messenger RNA of Trichoderma harzianum CBS 226.95, 1780 nucleotides long. RefSeq lists its product as hypothetical. Gene Ontology annotation, biological process: transmembrane transport. The record is from RefSeq and is a predicted model, not a curated record. The coding region runs from base 68 to 1456 and encodes 462 amino acids. Gene Ontology annotation, molecular function: transmembrane transporter activity. Gene Ontology annotation, cellular component: membrane. NCBI's taxonomy places the organism in Eukaryota, Fungi, Ascomycota, Sordariomycetes, Hypocreales, Hypocreaceae. The transcript has 4 exons.
GUCAAACUGAAGCAGCGAGGCUCUUUCAUUCUCUUCUCUAUCAAAACAAAGAGAGCACUGAUGCAAAAUGGCCAUCACCGCAACUCAGACCACAGUUGAAAGCGCGAUUGAGCUUCCUGAUUUGAGGCAAGAGAAUGGCCGUGAAGCUGAUUCGUCUGAGACCGGACCAGCGCAAGGGCCAGACCAACGCCUCAAUAAGUCGGUGUACUUGAAGAUUAUCAGCGCCGGCUUCUCAUUCUUCGUAGCCGGCGUCAACGAUGGAAGCAUCGGAGCCUUGAUACCUUAUAUAAUACGCGAAUAUGACAUUAGCACGGCAAUUGUAUCGAGCGUCUAUGGCGCCAACUUUCUCGGCUGGCUGUUUGCAGCCUUUGCCAACACCCAUCUCUGCCAAUAUCUCAACCUCGGCGCCAUGCUUGCCCUCGGAGCCGUGUUCCAGAUUGCGGCACAUGCCCUCCGAUCUUGGGAUCCUCCGUUUGGGCUGUUUGUCGUGACGUUCUGGCUUGUGAGCGUUGGACAAGCAUUUCAAGAUACUCACGCAAACUCGUGGGUCGCCAGCGCUGUUCCCAAGGGUGCUCACCGCUGGCUGGCAUUUAUUCAUGCCAUGUACAUGGCGGGCUGCUUGGUUGGACCGUUCGUUUCCACUGCCAUAGCGUCUGCCGGAGACGUCUCGCGAUGGUAUCUGUUUUAUACGUUCCCACUAGCUCUUGGUGUUGUCAAUCUUGGGCUGACUUGCGUUGCUUUCCGGGAUACUCUUGAGCUUCAUCAAAAGACAGUUACAAGUGAGAGCAGUGGAAGAACCCUCGGUGAAACAGCUGAGAACCCUAACGAAGCUGUAUCGAGGAACAAGGAGGCUACGCAACUCAUCAAAAAAACUGCAAGCACGCCAAGUGUCUGGCUACUUAGCCUCUUCUUUUUCUUCUACCUCGGCUCCGUCCUUACUGCUGGCGGUUGGGUCGUGGAAUACCUGGUCAAUGUUCGUCACGGUGAUUUAUCGCAAAUGGGCUAUGUCCCUGCUGGCUUCAGCGGUGGCGGACUUCUUGGCCGAUUGCUACUGGCAGAGCCAACGCACAGAUUUGGAGAGCGCCGGAUGGUGUUUUGCUACAUCGUCGCCGCGAUUGGUCUCCAGCUGAUAUUUUGGUUGGUGCCGAAUAUCAUUGCCGCCUCGAUCGCCGUUAGUUUGAUCGGUUUCUUUACAGGGCCAUUGUUCCCAACUGGCAUCUCGCUUGGGUCAAAGCUUUUCUCGCCAGACAUUCACUCCACCGCGCUACCGCUGGUGUUUGUUUUCGCCCAGAUGGGAGGCUCAUUGUUUCCCAUCAUUACAGGCGUGGUGUCUGCCGAUGCCGGUGUGAGAGUUCUGCAACCGAUUUUGGUCGCUCUUCUUGCCACUACGGCAGUAACUUGGAUGCUGGUGCCAUCGCCAAAGUCGACAUCCAAUACUGCCCUGCAUCAAGAGUGAUGACAGCGACCUAGUGUAAUACAGGUAUGCUUUAAAAAGUAUGGCAUAUGAAAAUAUCGUUGGUGAACGCGUUUAUCAGUGAUAUGGCUCGUGUAAGCGCUGGUGCUGGUGCAUGAUGAAUACAAUGAUGACUACAAGAAAUACAGUUUUGUUGGACCAACCCCAUUGAUCUCUACCAAAAGAUGGUCGUGAAUUGAUAUCUAAUGCCUGCUUGAAUCAGUCUAACUCCUUUUUUAUGAUGUACAAAUUCAUACGCGCAUGUAGUGUAGCCGCUUGUCGCAUUAGAUAGACUUGUAUCACAUUCGUACACAUGCAACGAUUCUC